CCCCUCCCCAACCCCACCUUCAAUUCCGUCCUCCUCCCUUCACCGCAAAGCCCCUCCAGACGCCGCCACGCCGGAGGAGGAGGCGGCUCUCCUUGGGGCUAGGGUUUGGGCACUCCGGUGCCAGUGUUGCUCCAGCGCCGCGCAAGCCCCGCGUCAGCUCAGCUGCCGCUUCCGCCGGAGCGGAUUCAGGACCGAUUUCUUCUGCUGCUUCUUCCAUUGCCGCCUCACCGCCUCGCCUGGUUGGUGCUGAUGCGCUUCUACUGAUCCAUGGCCAAUACCCGAUCAGGAGGACGAGGAGGAGGAGCUGCUGCCUCAGGGGCACCCAGAGACGGACACACCGCUCCUCCUCCUCCUCCUCCUUCUGCUUCUGCAACUGCCACGAGGAAGCUUCCCAAUGCCAGAGAGACCAGGAGCACCACAGCCGCCGCAACCAAUGCGCAGACACCAAACCUCAGGAGGUCUACUCGGGAAACCAGAGGCAAGAACAAAUAUAAACAUCUUCCCGCCACGACUUCCUCCCACAGAUCUGCUACAAGGCUCACCAGGGAUGCCACUGCCAUUGCUACCCCCAUAUCCGCAUCCUCGCCAAACAAGCCAAAAGACUCAACAAAAAAGUCCGCCAGAGCUAGGAAUACCAGCGGCUCACCUUCUCCCCCGUCGAACCAAGAUUCUAACGGAACCUCAACGUCCGCCCCAAUCGCCAAAAGAAAAACUGAAGAUGACGCUCAGACUGCCACCACGCCGUCUAAGAAGCAGAAAAGGCUCAUGAACACAAAGAGAUAUAUUGCACUCUUUGGUCCUGAAGAAAGCCCCAAAUCGCCAGUGCUUGCUACUCCUCUCAGGGAGGACGAGGAAAAUGCUUCCAAGGUGCAAGCGGAAGAUGCUGCUGCUGUUUUGGUGGAUGAAGAAAGUAAUGCACAGGAGCAAGUCAACAGGGAACCUUCAAGUGUGGCUGAUAACAAGGUUUUGGAAGGUCACUCUUCUGACUUGCAUGAAAUGCCUGAGGUGAUAUUGGAGGGAGAUGAAUUGAAGAUUGGAUCUCAUCAGUCUGAUCUUGUUUCAGAGUCAUGUAUGCCUAUUGAGAUGUGCUUACUAAAUAAGGCAGCGGAAUGCAUCUCCAUAUUGGACAUUGGAAAGCAAGCUGCUUGUGAUUCAAACCAGAACUCUCUACCAGAAUUGCAAAAUAGGGAUUGCUCUACUGCUCAUCAUGAAGAGGCCAGCAAGGCAAUCAAAGAUGGUGAUUCCACUGGGAUUCAAGGGGCAUGCAUUUCAAGGAAUAUUGAAGCUAUCCAAUGUGAUGAAACAGAUUACAAUGACGACAUGUGUGUUGGUUGCAGAAAUAAUGAAGCCUCAGAUAUUCUCAAGUCUUGUGAUGGAAAAGGAUGUAAACGACAUUACCAUCUUUCUUGUAUGGAUCCUCCCUUGGAUGUGUCCCUAGGAAUAUGGCUUUGCAUAGUGUGUACAAAAAAGAGGAUCCAGUUCGGUAUAUAUUCAGUCAGUGAGGGAAUUGAGUCUCUGUGGGAUGUCAAGGAGGGAGCCGAUAACAGCAAGCAAUAUUUUGCGAAGUACAAGAAUCUAGCUCAUGUACAUAAUCGAUGGGUUUCAGAAAGUGAUAUAGUCGAUAGCGCCUUGCAAGGUCGUGAUCUUAUCUCCAAAUUUAGUAAGAGAAUUCAUAAAGAAAAGACAAUAAGGUGGAAGCAGGAAUGGGCUGAACCACACCGUCUGUUGAGGAGGAGAUCACUUAUGCCACCAAAAGAAGCUGAAGUUUUUUUUAAUUCACUAGGUGACAAAAUUGCAUAUUGUAAUGUCGAAUGGCUAGUGAAAUGGAAAGGUUUGGGCUAUGAACAUGCUACAUGGGAACUUGAGACCUCAUCUUUUUUAUGUACCCCUGAGGCUGAGGAGCUCAAAAGGAGCUAUGGAAACCGCCUUGAAGCUGCAAGAAGAGCAUCUGAUCCAGCAAAAGUAGACAAGGUUAAGGGAGGCAUGUUUCAGAAACUCCAGAGACUGCCAGAUGGUUGCCCCCCUGGUUUAGAUGAUGAUCAUUUGAGUUCGCUCAAUCAGCUUCUUGAGUUGUGGCAUAAUUCUCGUGGUGCUGUUUUCAUUGACGAUCAGGAGCGAGUAAUUAAGACAAUUCUUUUUGUGAUGUCCAUACUGCCUCACAUCUGCCGACCAGUCCUCAUUGUCUCUGCUUCUGCUUCUCUCUCCUUGUGGGAGACGAAGUUCAGUCGCUUGGCAGCAUCCAUCAAUGUUGUUGUAUACAAUGGGGAGAAAGAUGUACGCAAAUCAAUUCGAGAUCUGGAGUUUUAUGAGGGUGGUUCUGUGAUGUUGCAAGUUCUCUUGUCCCACCCUGAUGCCAUCUUAGAGGACAUUGAAGCCAUUGGGCGAAUUUGUUGGGAGGCAGUUAUGGUCGAUGAUUGUCAAAACUCAAGAGUUUCAAAAUGCCUUGAACAACUUAAGGAACUUCCUACCAAUUUUAGGAUGGUUUUAUUGAGUUCCUCACUGAAGGAAAAUAUUCCUGAGUACAUCAAUCUGCUAUCUUUCCUCAACCCUGAAGAAAAUGGUACAUUUAGUGUUUCAAAUGGUGUUUCUUUUGAUACAGCUGGCACCCUAGCAGUGCUGAAAGCAAAACUUGCCCGUUAUGUUGCAUUUGAGCGGAAGGCAGAUUCUUCAAAGCUUUUGGAGUAUUGGGUUCCCGCUUACCUUUCACCGGUGCAAUUAGAGAUGUACUGUUACACGUUACUAUCAAACUCCCCAGCACUUCGAUCACAUUCAAAAACUGAUAGUGUUGGUGCUCUUCGCAACAUUCUUGUAUCCCUCCGGAAGUGUUGUGACCACCCUUAUCUCGUUGAUCAAAUGUUGCAAAGCUCUCUUACCAAGGGUCACACUGUAACUGAUAUCCUUGAUAUUGGAGUGCGUUCAUGUGGCAAGUUGCUGCUUCUUGACAAGAUGCUCCAGAAGAUUAGGACUGAAGGUCUAAGAGUUCUUAUUCUUUCCCAGUCUGGUGGUGGGUCUGGCAACCCUAUUGGUGACAUUUUGGAUGACUUUGUUCGUCAGAGAUUUGGUUUUGAGUCAUAUGAACGUGUUGAACGUGGUUUGCUACUUCAAAAGAAACAGACAGCAAUGAAUAUGUUCAAUGACAAAAGUAAGGGGCGAUUUAUUUUUUUGAUUGAUAGUCGUGCAUGUGGUCCAAGCAUUAAGCUAUCAUCUGUUGAUGCCAUAAUCAUAUAUGGUAGCGAUUGGAAUCCCGUGAAUGACUUGAGAGCUCUUCAGAGGGUCAGCAUGGAGUCACAGUCUGAACAUGUGCCUAUUUUUCGUUUAUAUUCAUCUUGUACAAUUGAGGAAAAGGUUCUUAUUCUUGCAAAGCAUGGUCAUAUUCUGGAUAGCAAUAUCCUGAAUAUAACCCCUAGCCUCAGCCAUUGUCUGCUCAGUUGGGGUGCAUCAUUUCUCUUUAAUAGACUUGAGGAGUUUCAGAACCCUAGCCACUCAUUUAAAGGCUCUGAUGCUGAUGAGCUUUUCGUGGAUAAUGUAGCUUCAGAGUUUUCAACAAAAUUACCCAACAAGGUUGAACUCAGCAAUGAAAUGGACAAUGCAGCCAUAUCACAAGCUUAUCUACGCGGAUCUUUCUAUUUCAGAGGCACUGUCGUAGUAGGUGAGAGGGAGGGAAUCGCAUCAGUUGAGGGUGAUCUGCCAAAGUUCUGGGCCUACUGGUCAAGUUUACUUAAUGGAAGGUCUCCUCGCUGGCAACAUAUAUCUGAGCCAGCACAAAGAAGCCGCAGAAAGAUACAAAAUGUAGAAGAGCAAUUGCCAGGUGGGACUGAAGAAACUGAUGAGGCUAGAAUAAAACGUAGAAGAAUUGGUGAAGUCAUGGAUUCAUCUCCAAAAGUCCCACCUGGCAAAGACAACGACACUAUAUUGUCUGGAAACAAUACCCCAUCAAGUUCUCAUCAAAUAUCAGUUGAAGAUACAUGGCAGGAACUAGAGAGAAACAAUCUUCAUGGCGCACAAAAAGGUCUACACGUGCAACUCAAGCCAGAACUGUCAAAGUUAUACAAGUUGCUGCAACUGCCGGAGAAUGUGAAAUCCUUAUGUGAGGAAUUUCUGGAGUAUAUUUUGAAGAAUCACCAAAUCAGCCAGGAGCCUAAGGGCAUUCUGCAUGCAUUCAAUAUAGCUCUGUGUUGGCGUGCUGCUUCUCUCUUAAAGCAUAAGAUCAAUCGUACAGAAUCCCUCACCCUUGCUGUAAAAAACUUGAACUAUGAGUGCACUGAAGAACUAGCUGAGUUUGUCUAUGGAAAGCUAAGGAUACUAAAGAAGAAGUUUGCACGCAGAGCAGGCGAAAUGAGCAAACAGAAUCAUACGGCUUCAGUAAGCAACAUAUCAACUUGUGAACAAGAGAAUUCAGUUAAAUUGAGAAAUGAUGAGUUAAUCCCUAGUCAGCUAACUUCAAUUGAUGGUAACUUUGAGACUGAUUCACAUCGAGAGGCUGCAGGUGAUUUUUGGACUGAGCACAUAGCUUCAGGAGAGAAAGAGCUGCUAUCUGACCCAGGACCCCAUAGAGAGGAAUGUAUAUCGAGGGAUGAACUUCUUAGUAGAAUAAUGGAAAAAAGAAUUAAAUUAGUUGAUAAAGUGUUCUCCUUAAGAAGAAAGAGUAUCGAGGAUAAGCAUUCAAAUGAGGCCUCGUUUUUAGACAGGCACAGGCAAAAGGAAGUCGUUAAACUCAGAGAAGCAUGCAGUUUAGUUGUGGAACAUCUUCGUAGAAGUCAAAAUCAUAUUGCUCAAGAGGACAGGGAUGUGAACAUAAAGCUAGUAAUUGGAUGGUUUACUAUGCUUCUAUGUGCAUUUUUGAAUCACAUGAAAUGCCAACGCAACAGGCUUGAUAUGCAGCAAUCAGCUACCUGGACAAAGGAGUCUCAGUUGAAGGAGGAAAUCCUUCAGGCAGCAAAGUCUGGCCAAUUAGACCAUACUUUUGAUCAAUACAUUCCUUUACCAGAUUCAGAAUUUGUUAUGGAGGAAUUUAGUCACUUUAGGGAAGUUGUUGGUAACUGCCAUGUUCAUGCAGCUGCUCCAACAACACCGUCUUUGGAUGAAAAUUCAACAAUGGAAAUUACAUUGGUUCGAAGUGUAAAUGCAUCUGAAGUUGUUGAAGAAGAAACGCAGAAUAGACCUGAAGUUCUUAUUCAAGGUCCAGCAUCAUUUGUCAGUCUGUCAGUGAAUGGAAUCUGCAAUGUUUCUGAUGGCAUUGCCUCACAAGGAGAUGCAUCUCUGGCUGUUCAUUCAUUGGAACCUUCAGGUGGUGACCAUAGAAGUACUGAACAUGCUGAGGAGAGUGCUGUUUGCGUGCCACUACAAGGUGGUACAAGUGAACGUUUAGGUGAUGCUGAAGUGGAAGUUGACACAGAAAAUAGGAGCACCGAUUUUGCCGAUUCACCUCACUUGGACACACCAGCUUUGACUGCUCCUUCCAGACAGGCCACAUUGCCAGUUUCUGAAGAAGUCGAGAUACAGAACAAUCUUGUGACUCAGUGUGCACAACAGAGUUUAGUGUCAUCACAACUUUCGCAAGGAGAAUCAGAACAAGCAGACUUGUCUGGUGUAGCAUCAUCUCAGCCGUUGCAAUCUGAGAGGCAACAAUCAAUCCCUUUCUCCAAUAACUUGCUUGAAAGAGCACAACCUGAUGAUAGUCAACCAAGUCAUCAGACAGAGGUGGCAUCUGGUUCUGUGCAGUCUGCAGAACUCUUUCCAGUGGCAUCAAUGAUGUUUAAUCACCCACCUAUUGAUGCUGAACCACUGAAAAAUGAGUUGCACAGAUUAAGAUUAUACAUGGACACAGUCAAUAAAACUCAUGAACUGAAGAAAACACAACUUCGGAUGGAGUGCAGCCAAGAAAUAGAGAAGGUAAAGCAAAAAUAUGAUUUGUUAAUUGAAGAACAUGACUCCACCCAUCUUCAGCAAAAGAAGACACUUGAUAAUUUUUAUGAGAAAGUUCUGCGCAACCAAUCACUGGCUGAGGAUUUUCGGGCCAAAUUCAUAUCACCAUCUGCAGCACAAGCAAGAGCCCAUGCCCCUACAGUUCGUCAGACACCUCAGGCUUCUCAGCAAGUACCGAUGAGGCCUUCAGGGAUGGGAUCCUCAGCGUCAUCAUUUGCCUUGCCAUCAGCCUGUCGACCACCAGUACCAAGGCUUAGAGUCCAAGCACCACUGGUGGAACAACCAUCAUCGUCACUGUCGCAGUUGUCUCGUUCGUCAUCGCCGUCCUCACAAGUGGUCCAACCUCCCCCCUUGAUACCAGGCAAUAUUUACAGAACAUCGUCAGCACCUCUUAGUCACAUGCCUACACCACGUGGGAGCUAUGGAGCUCAGAGUGAAUUGGCUCCUCGUGCACCUGCUCCUCAUCUCCAGUUCAAGUCACCACUGGCAAAUUCAAUGCCACCUGGAAAUCAGCAGCAGCUUCUGCCAACUAGGGUGGAGGCGACGUCCCCGAGGACACAACCAGUGCUGGGAGCAAAUUCAUCCCCAUCAGAUUCACACCAUGGCCCCGUGGCAACCUCAGGCAUGUCAAGUUUACACUCAGCCCUCCCAGCAACAUCAUUGCCCUCAAGCUCGCAUCCUAGUCACCUGGCACAACGUGUGCCACCAGCUCCAAACCCAGCUUUACAAAUAGCAGCACCUCCAGGCUCGAAUACAGCAGCACCUUCCAUCACCGCAGGAGAGCAGCCGUCAUUAUCGCUGGAUGCAUGGCUUACAGCCAGUCUUGGGUUGAGCGGCGAUGAGCCUAGGGCGACGGCCCCUGCUACAAAUGGUUCUGGUAUAGAUGUGGUAUGCUUGUCUGAUGAUGAAUCAGAGUAGUGAAAUGCACAAGACUGACAGUUAGAGUUGACUGCUUGAAGCAAAUAGGGGUAGCGCGAUUCAUUCUAGCUUCACUGUAAAUUGGUACCGUCACCAAUGUCAACCAACUGUUGCUGUAAAUCGCUGCCAACUGAGAGUAGAAACACGUCUCUAAGAUUAACCUGUGGUGUGGCGUGCGUGGUGGGCUUCUUUUCUGUUCUGGUCCACUUUUGUAGCCUAGCGCUCUCUGAGCAUGCUGUACAUGGUGGCACACGCACGUAUCCAUCCAUACAUAACCUGCUGAGGUGUUGGUUGUAUUGUAUGCUUAUUAGGUGUUUGCAUUUCAUGUACAGUUGGAGUAGCAUAUGCAAAGAGAUUCAGCACAAA
Panicum hallii is the source of this 7209-nucleotide messenger RNA. RefSeq lists its product as uncharacterized. The transcript has 21 exons. Gene Ontology annotation, cellular component: nucleus; chromatin. Lineage: Eukaryota; Viridiplantae; Streptophyta; Magnoliopsida; Poales; Poaceae. The record is from RefSeq and is a predicted model, not a curated record. The coding region runs from base 268 to 6843 and encodes 2191 amino acids. Gene Ontology annotation, molecular function: chromatin binding; DNA binding; ATP-dependent chromatin remodeler activity. Gene Ontology annotation, biological process: heterochromatin formation; negative regulation of transcription by RNA polymerase II.